Macrobrachium nipponense is the source of this 1687-nucleotide messenger RNA. RefSeq lists its product as uncharacterized. The coding region runs from base 147 to 1547 and encodes 466 amino acids. The transcript is spliced from 2 exons. Lineage: Eukaryota; Metazoa; Arthropoda; Malacostraca; Decapoda; Palaemonidae. The record is from RefSeq and is a predicted model, not a curated record.
AAGAAGGGUUGGGUCAGUUUGCAUUUGGUUGUUGUUGGAGUAGGUGCGGGAGAAUAAAUUCUUGAAUUUAAUGCCUGAACUAAAUUUAAAUAGCAUUUGGUUACCAACACAUUGUCAUACAUUGCUCCUGUCUUUGGAAGGAUACUAUGAUGCCCUUUGCUGUAAUUCCAAUAAGCCAGGCUCCUCCUACAACUAUUAGGCCAUCUCUUCAACUUGCACACAGUAAACAUCAGGAUAAAGGGGAAAAAGUAACAAAGUUCACGAAGUCAACAACACUGUUCCCAAUGCGCAUUUGUGAGGAGUCUGCCUCAGAUCAGCACGAUGAUGUAAUUCCAGGUAAUGGUAAUAUUGAAAAUGUUUUUUGUAAAAACAAUAAUUUUUCCAAACCGUUGCCAUUAGAAAACAAAUGCUUGAAUAACGACCUUAGAAUUGAUGCACAAAAGUACAUUGAUAAUGUUCUUAAGAAGAACGAAAAUGUUUUAAGCCAAUACAAUUGCCAAAAGUUUGCAAGACUCUUUCAAAGUAAGACACAAACAGAAAUGAGUAACAAAGAAAAGAUGAAUUCAAGUCAGAUACCCAAGUAUUUGAAGUGUUACACAUGCUGUCGAAUAGUAAAGGAAAAUGAAUUUUGUCAACAUCUUUUGUUUGGGAGUGUUUAUUGUAAAUUGUGUAAUGUCUUUUUCGGGGAUUGUGAAAAUUUUUACUUAAAAAAUAUGGGGAAUGGUCAUAAACGUAUUUUGUGCAAUGAGCAUAGUUUUUGUUAUUGUGUAGAUCCAGCACAAUUUUUGAUUAAAAACCUUCCUGUGGGUAAUACUAAUGGCGAUUCUGUUGAUAAAGUUCGAGUUAAAGCGUUGAUCAAAAUUUACAUCAAUAAAUUAAAAUCACUGGAACAAAAAAAUCCUUGGGACCAAGCUAUUGCUGCUUGCAGAAGAUUUGUAACAGAAGAUGAACUGAAAGAAGUAAAUAAUGAGAAAGUUAAUGUAAAAUCUGAUACUUCAACCAGGUCCUCAUUUUCGGGUAAAAGUAACACUGAAAAUCAUAGUCUUUCCAAGACAAAGAAGUGUACAGAAGAUGUUUUGUUACAAGUUUAUGAUAUUAGUCAGCUAGAAAAGGCCACAGAAUUUGUGAAAGUGCCCGAUCUUGUAUCGCCUUCAGCGGAGGAAAAACCAGCAGAGCUGGAAAAGCGAGUGAAAGCCAAGAUGCCAGACUUGAGUGAUGAUGAAGAAGCAAUAGAGUUUGUGCCAAUACCUUUAGACGGUUUUUAUUAUGUGUCUGUGAAGCCUAUUGAAGAAUGUCCAAACUGCUAUGAGGUGCUGUGCCCUUCCCGGUUUACAGUGAAUGUUGUAAAUUUUUUGAUGACUGUUGUUUGUGACAGUUGUAACCUUACCAUAUACAUAACAUCAGUAGCACCUGACCUUCAGAUAAUAACAGAGGAUACUGUAAAAGAGACCACUGUAAAUAAAAAGUCAAAGGAGGAUACUGUUCACGAAAACAAGAUACCUCAAGGAAGAGGACGGAAACGAAAAAAACAAAAGCACUCGGAUUAGUGAUUUGAUGAAGAAAGUAGAAUUCAGAUGUAAUCUGAUGUGUUUUUGAGCUACCUAGAAUUCAUGUCCAUGAUGAUUACCAUGGUGUUUCGAUGUGCUUUUUUCAUAAUGAGAACAAGAUUAAAACAUUUUUUUUUGAA